CUUCAUCAGUGUUUGUGGUGAGAGUUGUUUUCCCCGCCCGUUUCCUGCCUCAGACGUUUCCUGCACACGGAUGUUUUGUCAGUCAAAGGAAAAUCUGCUUCAGAGACGCUGAACGUGAAACUGGCUUCAUCUCGUCGCUGCUGUUGAAGACAUCAUGUCUGUUCAGACACAUCGUCAGUGCAGCAUCGAGGUUCAGAAUAAGUGCGCUGGUUACAGCCUGGGAAACCCACGGGUUCACACCGUCAGCGGAUCCUGUGAGAAACCUCUGCCGCCGACUCUCGGUCCAUCUGAAUCUGGAAGCGCUCUGUUCAUCAAGACUCCGCACACAGCUUGUGGAUCUGUUGGAGUCUUUACCUAUGAUCUCCUGAGUGAAUCCACAAGGCAGUACAGAGGGAGAGUGGCUGUCAUGUUCUCUGUUCCUUAUGACUUUAACCUGUACUCUAACUGGUAUGCAGUGGGAGUGUUUGGGCUGGACAUGCACUGCGAUAAGCAUCUUUAUGAGAUGAUGUAUUACAAUGCAGAGAGAGGGUUUGUCAGAGGUAAAGCUAAAGGUCCUUCUCUGACUCACAAAGGUAAUGAUGUUACCAUCAGAGCCACCAUGUCCGACAGUUACCAACCUGUCAUCAAGGUACAGGUGUGCAACAACUGACAUGAAAACAUUCAAACAUCUUUAAGAUCUGUCUCCCAGUUUGUCCACUAAGACAAAAAGUCACUUAUCUUCCUGUUUAUCUGCAUGUGCUCUGCUUCUGUCUCAGUGACCAGAUUCUAAUUGUAUUUAGUUCUGGUAGAAACUAAACAGAAAUACUUUGUAAAAUUACAGUUUUACAGUUUAUUUCUUCUGUGCUCUGUUUCCUAUCACAGCUGUAACCUGCUGAGCACAGUGUCCACUAACUGUUCUGGGAUCUGAAUGCUGGCCCUCUAACAUCGUCCACUUCCUGUGUGUAUCAUGUUAUAUAUGCUGCAUCUCCUUCUCCUCCUCUCCUCCAUUCCGAGCUGUCCUAUCUUCCUCCUCUUCCUCCUUUCACCCAGCCCGGCCCUCAGCAGGAGGGUUCCCCCCUGUGAGCCGGGUUCUGCUCGAGGUUUCCUGCUGUUCACAGGGAGCUGUUUCUUGCCACUGACGCCUUAAGUACUAAUCUGGGGUCAGAUUCUGGGUCUCUGUAAAGCGCUUUGAGACUAUUUUGACUGUGGCAGUAUAAAUAACACUUUUGAACUUCAAUUAAAAUCAUGUCUGUGUAACACAAACACAAUAAAUUCUGCCUGAAACACC
Molecule: messenger RNA, 1267 nt
Organism: Toxotes jaculatrix (banded archerfish)
Lineage: Eukaryota; Metazoa; Chordata; Actinopteri; Toxotidae
Product: DELTA-sagatoxin-Srs1a-like
Exons: 3
Coding region: 155-649 (164 amino acids)
Biological process (GO): cytolysis in another organism; pore complex assembly; monoatomic cation transport
Cellular component (GO): pore complex
Molecular function (GO): channel activity
Source: RefSeq, a predicted model, not a curated record